This is a messenger RNA of Plasmodium vinckei vinckei, 1329 nucleotides long. Its product is annotated as fam-a protein. The record is from RefSeq and is a predicted model, not a curated record. Bases 1 to 1329 code for a protein of 442 amino acids. The transcript has 6 exons. Lineage: Eukaryota; Apicomplexa; Aconoidasida; Haemosporida; Plasmodiidae.
AUGAAUAAAGGAUAUAUUAAGGCUGCUUUGGCACUAUUAGGUGUCGCAGAAUAUAUACAAAAUAUAGCAUUUGCAAGCGAGCAUGCUUCAACCACCAUUCCUUCAAAUGUCAAAUAUAAACAACAAUUACAUCCUGCUCAUCACCAAGUUCCACAACAAUUACAUUCUGCUCCUCGACAAGUUCCACAACAAUUACAUUCUGCUCCUCGACAAGUUCCACAACAAUUACAUUCUGCUCCGCGCCAAGCUCCACAACAAUUACAUUCUGCUCCUCGUCAAGUUCCACAACAAUUACAUUCUGCUCCUCGACAAGUUCCACAACAAUUACAUUCUGCUCCUCGUCAAGUUCCACAACAAUUACAUCCUGCUCCUCGACAAGUUCCACAACAAUUACAUUCUGCUCCGCGCCAAGCUCCACAACAAUUAUAUUAUGCUCCUCACCAAGCUACACAACAAUUAUAUUCUGACCCUGACCAAGAUACACAACAAUUAUAUUCUGACCCUGACCAAGAUACACAACAAUUACCUUCCGCCCCUAACCACGAUAAACAUAAAGCAUAUUUCAUCCCUAUAGGAUUUAAACAAGAAGAAUAUUUCGAUCCUAUAGAAUUUAAACGCCAAUUAGCUUUGAAAUCUAAAGAAGGUAAAUUCGCAGAAUAUAUUAUGGGCGAAGCUUUAGAUAUUGCAAAAAAACAUGCCAUACAUAACUUUGAUUACAAUCUAUAUUAUGAUAAAAAUGGAAUACUUAUACAUUUUAAGAGAGUAAACGAUACUGAUAUUGGAAAAGUUGAAUUUACAAUCCCCAACCCCAAUAGUUAUAAUGGUGUAAUAAAGAUGCUAUGGGAUCCCAAUGGCGAAAAGAACUUCAAUAUGACAUUCAUUGGAGGAAGCAUUUCUCGAAUGUACAAUAAAAAUUUAGUUAUUGUGCAACAUCGUUACAAAGGCAUGGCAUGGGAUAGAUAUUAUCAUGCAAUAGCCAACAAAGUUGAAUUAUCAAGAGAUGAAACUGCAAUUAUCUUGGUUUCAUCAGAUAUGAAUGAUCAUAGUGCUUUAACCUAUAAAAAUUAUAUAAAUUGUAUUGUAGAAAGUGCAAACACAUUUACUCCUGAUAUUGAUUCUGAAGAAGAUAUUAGAAGUGCAAAAUUAAACAAAUUUUAUAUUAACUUAAUAGCAUUUUUUAUUAAAAGGGAAGCCAAUGGCGUUAAAAUUACCCACCUCAGCUCUAUUGAUCAUGACAUUGCUUCCGAUGAUCCAGAAGAAUCUCUUAGAAAUAUGACAGUCCGAACAAUGCUAAAUGUCGUCAAACUAAGAGAUAUUUUUAAAAAGUAA